GGAAAAGUUGGUUCGUCCCGUGUUGAGAGAUGGUCCUGAAAUCCACACGAGAUGAAUGUCGGGGUUUGCGCAAAUUCUCUUUUACUUUUCCGCGCCUGUGACGAGGGGGAUUAUGAGACAGCUCGGAGUAUUCUGGAGCCCGGAGCCCCCAAAGAGUCCGACAUAUCGUGCUCGCUGGUGCCGGUGGACUGCGCGGAUGAGGAGGGGAACACCGGCCUGCAGCUCGCCUCGGCCAGCGGACACGAGAGCCUGGUCCGGUUCCUCCUGAGGAAAGGAGCCUCUGUGGACAGCCGCAACAACUACGGCUGGACCCCCCUCAUGCAGGCGGCCAGGUUUGGUCACUUGUCAGUUGCUCACAUGCUUUUGGAGAAUGGAGCAGAGAUAAAUGGACGUAACCGUCUUGGUGCGAGUGUCCUGGCUAUGGCGGCCCGCGGGGGACACACUCAUGUGGUCAAACUCCUCCUGGAGAGUGGAGCUUACGUUGACGACUACGACCACCUCGCUGUAGCUGCUGAUGUGGUCUCCAAUGGCAACAAUAACAACAGUGGCACUGGGUUUGGAAGUAUCGAAGGCUGCGGUGGAGGCAGAGAAUUCAUGGACAUCACUCCUUUGAUGGUGGCGUCACAGCACGGGCAUGAGGCUGCGGUGCGUCUGCUGCUCGAGUGGGGAUCCGACGUCAACUUCUCUCAGAAGACCACCGGCUGGGGCCCCCUCAUGAUCGCAACGCUCAGUGGAAAGGUGGCAGUGGCUCAGCAGUUGGUGGAGAGGGGAGCUGACCCAGACAGAGUCAAUGUCCUCUCAAAGACUGCAUUUGAACUGUCCAUGCAGCUGAAGCAGAGGGACCUCAAGGCCUACCUGGACCCCGUCACCACUGUGCGACCGCAGACAGACGAUGAAAGAAGAAGGCCCGAUGUGUUCAGUGCUCUCAAGUUAGGUAACUCUCAGCUCGUCAAAGAAAUCCUGGAGGAGGAUCCCGCCCAGGUGAAUUCGUCCAAUCAGGAGGGAGCGUCGCCUCUCAUGAUUGCUGCAGUGAGCGGACAGUUAGAAGUGGUGCAACUGAUGGUGGAGAAGAAAGCAGAUAUCGACAAACAAGAUGGUGUACAUGGGUGGACCGCCUUAAUGCAGGCCACAUAUCACGGUAACAAAGAUAUUGUCAAGUACCUGUUGAGUCAAGGUGCGGACGUCAACCUUCGGGCCAAGAAUGGAUACACUGCCUUUGAUUUGGUUAUGCUCCUCAAUGAUCCAGACACUGAAUUGGUCCGCCUGUUAGCCUCAGUGUGUAUGCAAGUGGACAAAGAUAAAAGUAAACACAGGGGGAGGGGCCUGAUGGCUCGCUCCAAAAGUAGACAGUCUCUCAACCACAUCCCGUUGCCACCUGACGACAAAGGAGGACUUAAGUCCUGGUGGAGUCGGAUGUCUAACCGCUUCCGUAGACUGAAAUUGACUCAUACACUGAGACACGGCCUCUCGACCAAUCGCCUCGCUCCGUUUCCUGAUGAUGUCAUACACUCACUAGAUUCAACCAUGAGGGCCAAUAAUAAUAGUAAUCCUACAGCAGACGCUAAUGGCACUGUAGCACCGAGCCCUUCGGCUGGAGGAACCGACACCAACUCUACCUGGGCUGUUAAAACUAAAGACACUGGACUAGGCAGAGAAAAAGAGGACCCCUUAAUAACUACAAUGCUGAGAAGUGGCGCUCCUCUGACGCGUCUCCCUAAUGACAAGCUGAAAGCUGUCAUCCCUCCGUUUCUGCCCCCAUCGAACUUUGAGGCAUGGAACUCAGACCGGUCCAGACUUCUCCGCGAGGGCAAGACCGAAGCCCCCCGCUUGCCCAUGCCCCCCCAGAGAAAACUCAACAGCAGCGGGAACUCAGACAUUACCUCUAUCAGUCGUGUUGUAAAUCGCUCUAUAAAGUUCCCCAGCAUAAACAAAGGGCCGUCCUCCACCUCUCCGUCAAACUCUGGACAUUACCAUUCGCCCCACUCAUCUGGAGGCUCCAACGGCGUUGCAGGACUCAACCGGGACUCACACAACCGAUCAGGGGGCAGUGCAGACAGUGUUCUCUCUCAAAUAGCAGCCCAAAGGAAGAGGGCAGCAGGUUUAAUUGAAGUAAAACCUCAAAGUCCAGAGAAACACCAGAACCAAGUCCAGAUCCCAGCCGCGGCCCCUCCCCUGCCCAGCAUCAACCUCCCUGAUAUCCACGCCCACUCCAACAUGGUCACCUCAGAAGCCCACUCCAGGAGGAAAAUAGAUCUAAAGAAGAGGUCUCAGUCUGGAAACUCCUCCACCUCCAAGAGCACGUCCCCCACUCUCACCCCAUCUCCGUCCCCCACACCAAAGCCUCCGACUGGACCUGGAGACUCUCUGUCCUCUGCCUCCUCUCACCCACGGUCCAAGAGCAGCGGGGGAUCCAGCAGUGGGACUAUCACUGAUGAAGAUGAGCUUUCCAGUAUCCUGAAGAAGCUGUCACUGGAGAAGUACCAGCCUAUAUUUGAAGAACAGGAGGUGGACAUGGAGGCGUUCCUCACUCUGACUGAUGGAGACCUGAAGGAGCUGGGCAUCAAAACAGACGGGCCUCGGCAGCAAAUUUUAGCUGCGAUAUCAGAGCUGAACGCGGGGAAGGGCAGAGAAAGGCAGAUCCUUCAAGAAACCAUCCACAACUUCCAGUCCUCCUUCGGCAGUAGCGCCAGCAACUCAAGACAAGCUGCGGAGCCUCGAUCUCCGACCGGCUGGAUGAGACACCAGGUUCGCUCACCUAACAAAAGGUAGCACAGAAAUCAAGACUCGUCACCAGAGGGACUUGGAGCAUAUGGAAACAAGCAGGUGGACGUACUUUAAUUACAAUGUUCUCAAUCCCAGUGUCUCAAACCAAAAGAGUUUGACAGAGCUGCUUAAAGGAAAGGUUUGGCUUUCUAUAGAGCAGGGUUUCUCAAUGGUACACAUCUCAUUGGUACCACACAAUACACAAAUCUGGGUGAUAAAAACACGAAUUAUCUUAAAUGUUGUGAACGUGCUGGUGGAAUGUUGAAACAAAGCUGCUAUGCAAAUCUGGAGCAUAAUAUAAAAAUGUGUAUGAUCUGCACUAGUGGAUAAUGUAGACAUGUAUUCAUCAAAUGGUAAAUCAACAUGUUUUACAGUUUGUCAGAAAGGGGACACUGGGGACGCAGGUAGAUACCUUACAUUUAAUCAUUUCACAAUUUCAAAUAGACUAGCUCACUUUCAAACUGAUUCUUUACGGCCAACAACAGCAUAUUUUAAAAACAUGCCCAGAUAUAUAAAAAUGCUACACUAAAGGUCCUACAUUACGCAAAACUGACUCUUCUGAGCUUUUACCCAUGCUGGAAUGUUGUUACCUCCUCAUACCAGCCUCAACAUACCCAGAGUUGUGUUUUGUUUUAUUCACACAUGUUUGAGUAACUUUAUUAUUAGUCUGUCUACAUCUCCAAAGCUUAAAAUGCUCUGUUCCACGUUGUGAUGUCAUGAAAUGGUAGUUUUCAAGUUAACAGCUCCUUUUACCUUUAGUUCAGUAGAGAUUGGCAAUUCCAGGGCUGAAAUCAUCCAAAUGAUUUCAGUGAAGGUGUGUGGAGUUUAAAAACACAGUGGAGCACUUCCUGUAUUACCCCAUGAUGACAUCACAAGGUGGAACGGGGUGUUUUCUGUUUGAGAGAAGAACUCAAAAUAUGCAGGGUUAAUGUAUCAAACAUGAAUGAAACAAAACACAACUCCAGGUCUGUUUUUGAUGAGGAAACAUUAUGACAGAAAUCAGAAAAUAGUGUAGUAGGGGCCCUUUAAGACAUAUUAAGUGAUGCUGGGAAUAAGUUUGACAAUUACUGCUUUUGUUUUAUUAUAUGUUGUUUGUUAUUAUUUUGGGACAAAUAGAGGGAGAUUCCAGUGCCUUGUGGAUGUUACAAAGGGAACACAUAAAGAAACUGUUACAUUGCUAAAUAAGAGAGAUUUUAUUUUUAUUUCUAAUAAUGUGAGAAACAGCAUAAGAAUUGCACAAAUGCCAUAUGAAGGAUUGUUUCAACAGUGAUAAUAAUAGUUAGUACUAGUCUCCAGUAUGAGUGUGGUGCGGGAGGAAUUGUGUGCACUGAUGAAGGAGAGUGAAGGAUUUUGAAACUGUAAAACUCCAAUGAAUUUGUCGUUUUUGUCUUGAUUUUUAUGAACCACUUUGUAAACA
Molecule: messenger RNA, 4180 nt
Organism: Periophthalmus magnuspinnatus
Lineage: Eukaryota; Metazoa; Chordata; Actinopteri; Gobiiformes; Gobiidae
Product: ankyrin repeat and SAM domain-containing protein 6-like
Exons: 18
Coding region: 52-2769 (905 amino acids)
Biological process (GO): innate immune response
Cellular component (GO): cytoplasm
Molecular function (GO): protein binding
Source: RefSeq, a predicted model, not a curated record